Messenger RNA from Zea mays, 1385 nucleotides. RefSeq lists its product as uncharacterized. The transcript is spliced from 9 exons. The coding region runs from base 144 to 1157 and encodes 337 amino acids. NCBI's taxonomy places the organism in Eukaryota, Viridiplantae, Streptophyta, Magnoliopsida, Poales, Poaceae. The record is from RefSeq and is marked predicted.
CGCCACCACAAAGAGACUUCGCGCCACACUAGCCUAAUCCCCGCGCUGGCCCCUGGCGGGCAGAUAACGGUCGCGGCACGGAAAGGGCGAGAGAGAAGGGCGCCAGAGCACUAGUACAGGAGGCGCGGAGCAGGAGGAAACACAUGGCAGAUGAAGGCGAGGAGGGGGUGCCGCCGGCCGCGAUGGUGGGGGAGGCGCCAACCGAGGACUUUGGGCUGCCCGCUGAGCUGAUGGCCGUGCUACCAUCGGACCCGUUCGCUCAGCUGGACGUGGCGCGCAAGAUCACCUCCAUCGCGCUCUCGCACCGCCUCGGCCGCCUCGAGGCCGAGGCGGCGCGCCUGCGCUCGCAGCUCGCCGAGCGCGACGCCGAGGCCGAGGAGCUCCGCGAGCGCGUCGAGAAGCUCGACUCCGCGCUCGCCGUCGCCACCGGCCGCCUCCGCCGCGCUGAGGAGGAAAAGGAGACACUGCUGCGGGACAACUCUGCGCUGUCCAACACCGUUAGGAAGCUGAACAGAGAUGUCGCCAAGUUGGAAGUUUUCAAAAAGACACUUGUGCAGUCGCUCCAGGAAGAUGACAGCAGUGAUAAUACUGCUCCCAGGGCAAGCGUUGCAGCAACUUCAAACUUCUCUGCGCCAUCAGAUGAAGAUUCUGCAUUUCCAACUUCCAAAUCAUCACAGAUUUCAGAAACUGCGAGUUCAGUUUCAGAGGAAAAUAGCCAAGUUGAACCAGAUGCACCUAGGCCACCCCGUCCACAUGUAUUUUUGCCGUCAUACAACAGCACACCAAGGAGAACUCCCCCAGACUCACCUCCAAGGCGUUAUGCAUCGGUAUCACCGCCGAGGCGACAUUCAAUCUCCGUUACGUCGAUGAAUAUGUUUAAUGACAGGUCCUCAGGCUUUUCUAGUCAGCAUAGCUCUCCAUUUGACCCUCCAAGUCAAACAGGACGAACAAGAGUUGAUGGAAAGGAGUUCUUUCGUCAUGUCAGAAAUCGGUUGUCGUAUGAGCAGUUUGGUGCAUUCCUGGCUAAUGUGAAGGAGCUGAACGCACACAGGCAGACCAGAGAGGAUACCUUAAGAAAGGCUGAUGAGAUCUUUGGUCCUGAAAACAAGGACCUGUACACCGUUUUUGAGAGCCUAAUAACUCGCAACAUUCGCUAAUCUCCUCAAGGGUUGAAGCAUUACCAAUGAUUACUAGUGAUUCAUGUUUUACCGGUAUAUUUUGGUUACAAUGUUCAACACUUUUUUUGUAUUUGAAGUCUGUAGUCUGUUGUGGAUUCUUGGUAUAUAGUCUAUAGUUCUUUCUUUUUUUUUCAUGCUAAUGUCCAUGUAGAGUCCUCUGUUUCUAUGUAAGCUACAACUUAUAUUCUAAUACAAAUGUUGUCUGAU